Molecule: messenger RNA, 935 nt
Organism: Owenia fusiformis
Lineage: Eukaryota; Metazoa; Annelida; Polychaeta; Sabellida; Oweniidae
Source: the annotation of a GenBank genome assembly
UUUCAUUGUUUCAGGACCAAAACCAUACGUGACCGUAGAUGAAAAAGGAGAUCGAGUCUAUCAUUGUGACACUUGUGAUGCAACAAUGAAACACACUCAUCAGUUUUACUCCCACAUGAGAAAUCACCAUGGACCAAAACCAUUAAGAUGUAAAACAUGUCCAUUCAAAGCAAUACACCUUUGUAAGUGGACUGACCAUAUGAUGUGCCACAGAGAACAAAGAAAUUAUGAAUGUCACAUAUGUAAUGCUCGUUGUAAAAGUUUUGUGGCUCUGUCUAUUCAUCGGAAGGUUCACGAUAUUAAUAAGUUUCACAUAUGUCAUAUUUGUGGCACAACAACAAAGACAUUGAGCAUGCUGAGAAAGCAUUCUUUGAUACAUAAAGAAACAAAACCACAUGUAUGCCGGGAAUGUGGAAAACCUUAUAGUGAUCCAACUAGGCUGAAAUGUCAUAUGAAGGAACAUGGUCGACAUUUUGUGUGUAAGUUUUGUGGAAAAAGAUUUGGACGCAAUGCUACUUUAACAGCUCAUGAGAGAAUUCACACUGGAGAAAAACCAUAUGAAUGUAAAGCUUGUGGCAAAAGAUUUGUGCAAAUAAACUCACUGAAUGUCCACUCUAGGACUUGUGGAAGGAGAUCAAUGAAAUAACAAAACAGAAUGAGAUAUAAGCAAAACUAUUGUGAAUAUUAAAUGAAACACAAAGAAUAUAUUUGUUUGGAGGGAAAUGUUUAUUUUUUAUUAAGUAGUACCAGUAAUUUGUUAGAACUUUUUUAGUUAAUCAAAUUUUCCAUACAUACUUUUAAGAGUGAGGUGUAUAAUAUGUUAUUAUUUGAUGAACUUUAUUUUGUAUAUAAUAUAAUAUAUUGCACCAGCUCCAAUUUAAUUAUUAUAGAGAUUGAAUAUACUCAUUCAAGCAAAAUUAGAAGUUAUUUUAUUU